GGUUUGGUUUUGUUGAAGAUAUAAGCUGUGAGAUGGGUACUCGAGGGAACGAGGAAGAGGAUGAUUGGUUUUGUGAUGCUCGUGAAGAGGUUUCAUCUGUUUCUGAUUGUAACUCUGAAGUCGCCGAUGAAUUUGUUCAAGCAACUGGUGAUUUAGAUCUCUGGACUAUGAAUCCAGAGAGUGUUACCAACCGUAGACAAAAGUUUUUUCAAUCUAUGGGUUUUAGUUUCAAAAAACGAGACUUUGAUCUUGAUCUUGAUCUGUUGGGAGACUCUAGUUCCGACCAUAUUCCGGUUUCGAAACAGUUGAACUCUGUGUCUGAAACUGAUCAUGAGGAGGAAGAGAAGGAGGAGAAGUUGUUGAGGAAUGAAUCUACUUCCUCUGGAUCCUCUGUUUCAUCAAUGUCAACUUCUUCUUUGGCUGAGGCAUUUAGUUUCAGAGGUGCAUUUCUGAAUCGUGCCAAGAAUAUUGAUGAUCAGAUUUUGCUGACAAGAGAUUAUUCCAGUAAUAGCAGUAGCAUUGCUGAGGGAUUGAGUGAAUCUGGUUCGAGUAGGUUUGAUAGCUAUGGAGAUCUGCAGAACUCUCCAAUGAGUCGUUAUGUAGACUCGCCUAAAAAAGUAGCUAAAGGGUGGAUAAAGAAGUUAGGUGUGUUAACUCAUAUUCUUGACAAAACUGAAGAGUGCACUGAUGGUGAGUCAAUGGGAUCAUCGAUACGGAGACAAUUAACUCGAGUUCAGUCUUUUAAAAAGCAGUUCAAGGAGCUUUCGUCUCUUUGUAUCGGACAAGAGUUCUCUGCGCAUGAUGGAUCAAUUGUGGUUAUGAAGUUUUCUCAUGAUGGGAAGUACUUGGCUAGUGCUGGUGAAGAUUGUGUUGUGCGAGUGUGGAACAUAACGGAAGACGAGAGAAGAGACAAUGAGUUUGAAGUGGCGGAGUCUGAUUCAAGCUGUGUCUACUUUGGAAUGAAUGACAAGUCACAGAUUGAGCCUCUCAAGACUGAGAAUGAGAAGAUCGAAAAGAGCAGAAGAUUGUUGAGGAAGAAGUCAGAAUCGACUUGCGCUGUGUUGCCCUCAAAAGUUUUCAGUAUAUCUGAAACCCCUCAGCACGAGUUCCGAGGACAUACGGGUGAAAUCUUGGAUCUUUCUUGGUCGGAGAAAGGGUUUCUACUGUCAUCUUCAGUGGAUGAGACUGUUCGGUUGUGGCGAGUUGGUUCUUCUGAUGAAUGUAUCAGAGUUUUCUCUCAUAAGAGUUUUGUGACUUGUGUGGCAUUUAAUCCUGUGGAUGACAAUUACUUUAUAAGCGGAUCGAUUGAUGGCAUAGUUCGUAUAUGGGAUGUGUCUCAUUUCCGAGUUGUUGACUAUACAGAUAUAAGAGAGAUUGUUACAGCUUUGUGCUAUUACCCUGAUGCUAAGGGUGCUGUAGUCGGUUCUAUGACUGGCGAAUGUCGCUUUUACCAUACAACUGAUAACCAGCUGCAACUGGAUAGAGAGAUCAGUUUACAUGGGAAGAAGAAGGUUCCUAACAAAAGAAUCACCGGUUUUCAGUUUUUUCCUGGUGAUUCGGACAAAGUGAUGGUUACUUCUGCUGAUUCUCAAAUCCGAAUAAUCUGCGGAGUGGAUACAAUCUGCAAGCUUAAAAAAGCUUCAAGUCUUAGAACAACUCUGAUGAGCCCAACAUUUGCUUCAUUCACGUCUGAUGGGAAACACAUUGUCUCAACAAUAGAAGAUUCAGGCAUUCAUGUUUGGGACUACUCUCAACCAAACAAAAAGGCGUCUUCUCAGAAACCAAAGACCAUCAGAUCUUAUGAGGGAUUUCUCUCACAAAAUGUGUCUGUGGCCAUACCUUGGCUUGGCCAAGGGAAGGAGGAGACUAUCAUAGCCGAUUUGGAAAAAAGUUUUGCUCAUUUCCCGGCUCCCAUGGACUAUUUCUCUCCAAUGAAAGGAGCAACUACAUGGCCGGAAGAGAAGCUUGGAGUAGUAGCUGGUUCGGCUGCAGCAGCGGUUUCAGCAACAGUCAGCAGCAGAUCCAAGUUGAGGCUCUUAAAGAGUGUGUGCCAGAACGUUAAUGGCUCGACGCCUCACCUGUGGGGGCUUGUGAUUGUGACAGCAACUUGGGACGGUAGUAUCAGAGUGUUCCAUAACUACGGUUUACCAAUUCGAAUGGAGGCUCAAGCCGCUUACAUUGCUGAUAUCAUUGGUUUGCUUUUGCCGCCUCCUGUGAAUUUCUGUGGUAUAGCUUCAAACUAUCUGAAGCGGUUGUCUAUUCCCGAGGAUAAGGUUCUUGAGCAGGUGCAUCUCUUACAGAACUGGACGAUGCCUAGCGAGUUAUAUCUGUCGAAGAACGAGCUCAGGCUUCCCACCCGUGUCUGUGUCAUGUCUAUUAUUGUUGUAGCUAAACGGACGCUGUUUAACAUCAAUGGUUUUGGUGUAUGGGAACGGAGUUUGGGUUUGCGUGAUGCUAGUAAGGCUGAUACAGAGUUAUCAGAUAGACACAAAAGCAACCACUGAGGAGCUUUUGAAAAACCUAGAAGCCUUGAAACCCAUGGUAAAUUCCUUUACCUACCUAUAUUUUCCCCUUGAUGAUAUGUUCAUUUCUCUGUUUCAAAUCCUACUAUUGAAUAUGUGAAAUUUAGUUCUUAAGUAUAAAUCAUCUCUUUUACGCCCAUUUUGUAGGAAUUUGAACUGUUUGAGAUUUCUUAAGUAUAAAUCAUCUCUUUUACU
Messenger RNA from Arabidopsis arenosa, 2717 nucleotides. The record is from the annotation of a GenBank genome assembly. Lineage: Eukaryota; Viridiplantae; Streptophyta; Magnoliopsida; Brassicales; Brassicaceae.